Molecule: messenger RNA, 2271 nt
Organism: Eutrema salsugineum
Lineage: Eukaryota; Viridiplantae; Streptophyta; Magnoliopsida; Brassicales; Brassicaceae
Exons: 4
Coding region: 1-2271 (756 amino acids)
Source: RefSeq, a predicted model, not a curated record
AUGUCGAACCGUUCCGACGAGUCGUUAGAUCCACUUUUCCACUACGAGCCGAGCCGUAUAGACGCCGAGGCGAGGGGUGCGAUGGAUUCUUCCGAGGCGUCUGCUUCGCCGAGCCCUUCCAACAAUUCAUCUGACGAGGCGUCAAAUGAUGAAAACCCAUCGGAUGUCGGUUCUCUGGAUGGCGAGCCGUCGGUUUUGACGAGCCGUCCCCAGGAUCCCGCUCCUAACGAGGAUAUUAACCGAGCCGCGCUCAAGGCCGAGGAGGAGGCGUUUCCCUUUGAUCUUUUCGAGGCGAGGCUUGAGUUGGAACGCCUCAUGGCGUCCCGAGGUGCUUCCACAUCUGGACGAGCGCCGAGAGUUAAGAGGCAAAAACCCGACCCGCCUGGGUCUACACUCUGCUCCCUUGAGUCGCUCGAAGCAUUGAGGCAUCGCUUCGGAAUAUCCGAGGCGGUAGAGUUCGUUGUCCCAGAGAAAAGUGACCGCGCCGACAACCCUCCAGAGAAUCAUUUCACUCUGUACGAGGCGUUCUUCGAGCUUUGCUUCCUCUGGUUCCCAAUCCCCGGAGUGAUCCUCGAAUACCUUUGGAAACACGGGAUCUCGAUCGGGCAGAUUAUGCCGAGGGGACUGCAGCAUAUGAUCGGCAUUUUAGUCCGAAGCUUCGAAUGCGGUCUUGACAUCGAGUUGAAUCACCUGCUGAACUUGCUGGAAAUCAGGAAGGCUCCGAAAGGAAACAGGUUCUAUAUUUCUAACAAGGCGAAACGACGGAUUAUCGGCGGUUUUCCCAGCAAGGACCAGCUCUGGACCGAACGCUUCUUCUACGUUUUAGUGAAUGAGGCGUCGGUCGGCGAGGAUUACGUUUGCCGAACCAAGACCGCCUGGGGACCACUUGUUCGGUGCUAUCUUCCCCCGAUUCCCGACGACCUGUUUGCCGUUCGAGACUCUCCUUCAGCGCGGAAGGUUAACUGGAGAAAGAAUUUCACCCUCGAGAGAGUAGAGAAGGCGCGAGCCAUUCUUGCAGGAGUUCCCGUCAGCUCUUCAUCCUCCAGUUCCUCCAGAGAUACCCGUGAAAAGAUGGUGAUCUUAACCCUCCGAGAAAGGAAGAGACGCGAACAGGAGGAAGCCGCUAGACGAGCUGCCGAGGCGGCUCAGGCGCAGGCCGAGGCGGUUCCGGCACGUGCCGAGGCGGUUCCGGCGCGUGCCGAGGCGGUUCCGGCGCAAGCCGAGGCCAUCCUUCAACCCGACCCCCAGAGCCGGGAAGAGGCUGUGACGAUCCGAGCCGCAGAAGGCAACGUUGCCGAGGCGGCUGAGAAAGAGACAGCGCCCGAGGUGGAGCCGGGCGAGAUAGUUCCCGAGGCGUCCGGGGACGGUUCGGAAGCGCGGAGCAAAACGCCUUCGCACUCCGCUAUCUUGGCGCUCCCGAAGUCGACGAGGCCGCCGACUUCAGUCGUUCAGAAGCACGACCCCAGCCGAAAACGUUUGGCUGCUGACAAGGGAAAGGGAGUCGCCGUUCAGAAAGACGAGCCGGCCAAGAAAAGGCGAAAACCGGCGCCUGGAGAUCCCGCUACGCGUAAGUUGGUCGUCGACGACCCUGAUGCUUCUGCCGUUAUGUUCUCUUGCGUUAAUAACGCAAACUCGCGCCUUCCUCCUCCUGAGAAGCUGAGGAGGCCGAGAUCAUACGGCGCGAUGGCGCAACGCGGUACUAAGUUCGUCGCGGCUAUUAAUGAUCUGAUGGCUGAGUACGAGGCGGACUUAUCUAAGGUCGAACGUCGUUUGGCCGAGGCCAAAAUUGAAUCCGCAGCGUCAAAGAAGAAGCUAGAAGAGGCUCAGGCCGAAGCCGCGGUGGCGAGGAGAGCCAAAAGCGCCGAGGUGGCGAUGCUGAAGAGGCGUAUCGAGGCCAAGGACGCCUUGUUUGAUGCCAAGGUCAAGAGGGCGAAAAAGGAGACGAGGCGAGAGCUCACAGCGAAGUUUCAAGAAUGCCUCGCCAAGGUGGAGGAGGGUCUGGUUCGGCUUGAAAAAGCCAAAAAUGACGAGAAUGAUCUGGGACAGAUCAGGGGCAAUCUGGCGAUGAUUGCCGACCUGAAGAAACCAGAUGCCCCGACGCUCGACGACGAGGAAGCAAAGUUGAAAAACUGGGAAAACGAGUACGCCGACGAGGAGGCGUACGAGCGCAUCGCUUCCGAGAUUCGGGGCGAGCUGUACUACUCCCCCGUAUCGCCGGACUCGACACCACCCUCGAGAACGAGCCGCUCGAAGAGACAGCGGCUAAAUUAG